Molecule: messenger RNA, 2153 nt
Organism: Chaetomium fimeti
Lineage: Eukaryota; Fungi; Ascomycota; Sordariomycetes; Sordariales; Chaetomiaceae
Exons: 1
Coding region: 338-1972 (544 amino acids)
Source: RefSeq, a predicted model, not a curated record
GAUGGUCGACAGGAACCGUGCUCUUAAACUAAUUAGGGUUAGGGUAUCCGUGCACCGCCAAAAGGGCCCCGCAAUUUACAUGGUGGGGUCCAUGCUGCUUUUCUUCUCGAACUCAACCCAAAGUUCGCUCCGAUCCAGGAUUAUAUCCCAUGGAAUACUCCGUGGCCGACCGUCAGCGUCUGGUCCCCUGCCAAGCCGAAUACCGCCAAUUCCAUCCUGACUUAGCAGGAUCGGCAGGCUGCCAGCGGCGGUCUGGGUGCAGCUCUCCCAGUUGCCACCGACGACGACGACCUCCGUGAACCCUGCGACCGGACACCACCCGGUCAGCGACACCGCCAUGGCCGAAUCCAACUCACCAGUUCCUGUUCUCGGCACCAUGCCUCCCGAGAUCAUUGCUCUAAUCCUGGACUUUUUAAUCCCACAGCCACCAGAAAUCGGCGAGACACGCCCUGUCGCCUACCACCAACUGAUGGUAGACGAGCCCUGGUUCGACUUCACGCGAUGCCGCCGCGGCCUCCAUAGCGUCUGUCGCGUCUCCCGUCGCCUCUCGGAGAUGGCUCGCCCGCUACUAUAUAGGGUCGUUGCAAUCUGGGACGAAACCGCAAUGCUUCUCUUCUUCCGCACCCUCUGCAGCAAGCCCCACUACGGCCUCUUCCCACGCUAUGUGUCUUGCCACAUCACCUUGACAUGCAACAAUGUCAUCCGCGAAGUCCGCGAGCUCCUUCCCAAGUACCUCCCUACCUUCGCGCCAGCUCCGGGGUCCGGGAUCCUCGUCACGGCCACUCGGCAGUUCCUCCACAUGCUGCGCAGCUUCCUCCCGCAAAUGGUGGCCAGCGUAGGCGACUUCGACCACGUGCCCCAGGCGCUGUUCUGCUUCAUCCUGAUGUUCCUCUCCAAGGUAGAGACGGCCCUCCUGCAAAUACCCAUCAGCGACGAUCAGCCGGAAUACGCCGUGCUCUGCGGUCAGAUCGAGGGGAUCAAGGAUCUCUUUCGAACCGAGCCCGAUGCGGCGCCCCUACAAAUGAUCCGCACCCUCCUCCUCCAGGGCGAUCCGGAGCUCCUGUCCGAGAUCGAAGAAGACGAGUGCGAGUGCGACGGCCCAGACGUCUGGGGCGCGCAGCCCCGAAAGUACGCCCCGCUCUUCUCCAGCCUCCCCAACCUCACCACGCUCGAAGUCAGCAGCGACGACGGGGUCUGGACGACGGCGCUCGACGAGUUCGACGACUUCCUCCCCUUCGACGAGGCCGCGCCGCCGCCCUUCAUGCCCAACAUCCGCCACAUCUACCUCCACAACAGCGUCGCCUACCCGGGCGACCUGCACCACCUGCUCCUCAACGCGCCCCGCCUCGAGACCCUGUACAUGGCCCCGCGCGGCGACGACUCCCUCAAGGAGAUGGUCGACGACGGCCACGCCGCCGAGCACCCGGAGUCCCUCGACAUCGGGCUGGCCAGCCACGCCAAGCACCUGCGCAACCUCGACGUCAGCUGGGAGGACAUCUCCGGGUUCGAGAGCCUGGUGGGCCCCGACGGGCGGCUGACAUCCCUCGCACAGAUGGAGUCGCUGCACACGCUGUGCGUGCAGAUGGGCCUGCUGUACGGCAAGCCGUCGGCGGUGCUCGAGACGCCGCUGGUCGAGCUACUGCCGCCCAACCUCGUCGAGCUGGCGCUCGAGGACUGGUGGUGGUCCAACGUGGAGCUGCUCGACGUGCUGCCGACCUGGGCCGCCCGCGACCGCGUCCGCCACUACCAGGCCCAGAACCACUACCGCGCCGCCGCGCUCCGCACCCUCACCCACUUCGCCCGCGACGUCCGAACCCGCCUGCACCGCCUGCAGCGCGUCGUCUUGCUGGUCAAGAUCCCCUGGACGUGGGUCCUCGAGGGCGCCGUGCCGCUGGAGUUCCACUUUGAGGUGGUGAAGAAGGUCUUUCUGGAGCAGGGGGUCGAGUUCUCGGUCAAGUCUGACGAGGUUUAGGGGGGCGUUUGUUUGAAGGGGUGAGGAAAGGGGUGGGUUGUUGUGGGACGACGCGUCAUGGUGUUGUUUACGAGUUUACGAAUGUCAUCGUUACCAAGAUGAGGAUGGCCUGCCAUGAUUGGUAUAGUUAUAGCGUAUUUUUACAUAGACUCAAAUGUGCAAACUGAACGGGUGUAUAAAC